Tachyglossus aculeatus (Australian echidna) is the source of this 6438-nucleotide messenger RNA. RefSeq names its product sodium channel protein type 9 subunit alpha-like. Gene Ontology annotation, biological process: membrane depolarization during action potential; sodium ion transmembrane transport; neuronal action potential. The transcript has 27 exons. Bases 151 to 6141 code for a protein of 1996 amino acids. The record is from RefSeq and is a predicted model, not a curated record. Gene Ontology annotation, cellular component: axon; voltage-gated sodium channel complex; plasma membrane. Lineage: Eukaryota; Metazoa; Chordata; Mammalia; Monotremata; Tachyglossidae. Gene Ontology annotation, molecular function: voltage-gated sodium channel activity.
AGGCAGGCAGAAGGACGGGAGGAAGGAAAGCGGGCCCUCUCCGGGGGACCCAUUCCUGCAGGUGGCCGUGGAGGGAAUGAGCUGCGGGCAUGGGACAAGCUCCUCUUGUGUAAAGAGAUAACAGGGAAGACCACAUUACAGGAUGAAAAAAUGGCAGUGUUGGUGCCCCCAGGACCCGACAGCUUCGCCUACUUCACCCAGCAGUCCCUUGCGGCGAUCGAGCAACGCAUUGCUGAAAACAAAGACAAAGAAUCCAAGGAAGAAAAGAAAGAUGACGACGAUGAGGAUGCCCCAAAGCCCAAUAGUGACUUGGAAGCUGGAAAACAGCUGCCGUUCAUUUAUGGCGACAUUCCUCCGGGAAUGGUAUCCACACCCCUGGAGGAUUUGGACCCAUUCUACUUGGAUAAAAAAACUUUCAUAGUAUUGAACAGAGGAAAAACAAUCUUCCGAUUCAGUGCCACGCCUGCCUUGUACAUUUUAAGUCCUUUCAAUCUUCUUAGAAAAAUAUCGAUUAAAAUUUUAGUACAUUCCUUAUUCAGCAUGCUCAUUAUGUGCACUAUCCUGACCAACUGUAUAUUUAUGACCCUGAGCAACCCUCCGGAGUGGGCAAAGAUUGUAGAGUAUACUUUCACUGGAAUAUAUACUUUUGAAUCACUUGUAAAGAUCCUUGCAAGAGGCUUCUGUAUAGGACCAUUUACUUUCCUCCGCGACCCGUGGAACUGGCUCGAUUUCACUGUUAUUUCAUUUGCGUAUUUAACAGAGUUUGUAAACCUAGGCAAUGUUUCAGCUCUUCGAACUUUCAGAGUCUUGAGAGCUUUGAAAACUAUUUCUGUAAUCCCAGGUCUAAAGACCAUCGUGGGGGCCCUUAUCCAGUCAGUGAAGAAGCUUUCCGAUGUAAUGAUCCUGACUGUGUUUUGUCUGAGUGUAUUUGCACUAAUAGGACUGCAGCUGUUCAUGGGUAACCUAAGGCAUAAAUGCUUGAAAUGGCCUCCAAGCAAUUCUACAUACUACAAUGAAACAAUGCAAAACUUAACUGGAAACCUGUUUAACAAGGAAGAGUACCUCAGUGAAAAAAAAAACUUCUAUUAUUUGGAGGGACAAAAGGAUGCUCUCCUCUGUGGUAACGGUACAGAUGCAGGGCAGUGCCCGGAAGGGUAUGUGUGUGUGAAAGCUGGAGUGAACCCUGAUUAUGGCUAUACCAGUUUUGAUACUUUCAGCUGGGCUUUCUUGGCCCUGUUUCGGUUGAUGACUCAGGACUAUUGGGAAAAUCUCUACCAGCAGACCCUACGUGCUGCUGGAAAAACAUACAUGAUAUUUUUUGUCCUGGUGAUCUUCUUGGGCUCUUUUUAUCUGAUAAACCUGAUCCUGGCUGUGGUCGCCAUGGCCUAUGAGGAGCAAAAUCAGGCCACAAUGGAAGAAGCAAAGCAGAAAGAGGAAGAAUUUAAACAGAUGUUGGAACAGCUUAAGAGGCAACAGGAAGAAGCUCAGGCUAUAGCAGCAGCAGCAGCGGAAUAUAGAAGUGCUGGUGGAGGCAGAGGAAUGGUACUUUCAGAAAGUUCUUCGGAAGCCUCCAGGCUCAGCUCUAAGAGUGCUAAGGAAAGGAGAAACCGGAGAAAGAAAAAAAACCAGAAGAAACAGUCUAGUGGAGAAGAAAAAGGGGAUGAUGAAAAAUUGCCUAAAUCUGAAUCGGAGGAGAGUAUCAGAAAAAAAGGUUCCCACCUUGGUGUAGAAGGCAGCAGGCAGGCACGUGAAAAGAGACUAUCUUCUCCCAACCAGUCUCCGCUCAGCAUCCGCGGCUCCUUGUUUUCUGCAAGACGUAGCAGCAGAACAAGUCUUUUUAGCUUCAGGGGCCGAGGCAAAGAUAUCGGAUCCGAGACUGAAUUUGCUGAUGACGAACACAGCAUUUUUGGAGACGGCGAGAGCCGAAGAGGCUCUCUGUUCGUGCCGCACAGACCCAGAGAGCGGCGUAGCAGUAAUUUGAGCCAGGCCAGUAGGUCUCUCCGGAUGCUGCCGGUACAUCCGGUGAACGGGAAGAUGCACAGCACUGUGGACUGCAAUGGGGUGGUCUCCCUAGUUGAUGGUCCUUCGGCCCUAAUGCUGCCUAAUGGACAGCUUCUGCCAGAGGUGAUAAUAGUUAAGGCAACUUCCGAUGACGAUGGCUUGACUACAGAAAUAGACAUGAGGAAAAGACGAUCCAGUUCCUAUCACAUUUCCAUGGAUAUGCUGGAUGAUCCCACUCUGAGACAAAGAGCAAUGAGUAUAGCCAGCAUAAUAACAAACACCAUGGAAGAACUUGAAGAGUCCAGACAGAAAUGCCCACCAUGCUGGUAUAGAUUUGCAAACACUUUCUUGAUCUGGGACUGCUCUCCACAUUGGUUAAAAUUCAAAGGCAUUGUCAAUUUAAUUGUAAUGGACCCAUUUGUUGAUCUCGCCAUCACCAUUUGCAUAGUUUUAAACACAUUAUUUAUGGCCAUGGAACAUCAUCCAAUGACUGAACACUUCAGGAAUGUGCUCACUGUGGGAAACUUGGUCUUUACUGGGAUAUUCACAGCAGAGAUGGUUUUCAAGCUAAUUGCCAUGGAUCCAUAUGAGUAUUUCCAAGUAGGCUGGAAUAUUUUUGACAGUGUUAUUGUGACUCUUAGCUUAGUGGAACUUUUUCUAUCAGAUGUGGAGGGAUUAUCAGUUCUCCGGUCUUUCAGAUUGCUUCGAGUUUUUAAAUUGGCAAAAUCUUGGCCCACAUUGAACAUGCUGAUAAAGAUCAUUGGCAACUCUGUGGGGGCUCUGGGAAACUUGACCUUGGUGCUGGCCAUCAUUGUCUUCAUCUUCGCCGUGGUCGGGAUGCAGCUCUUUGGGAAGAACUAUAUCGAGUGUGUCUGCAAGAUCAACGAAGACUGUGAGCUCCCACGCUGGCACAUGAAUGACUUUUUCCACUCUUUCCUGAUUGUGUUCCGUGUUCUGUGCGGAGAGUGGAUAGAGACCAUGUGGGACUGUAUGGAGGUUGCAGGUCAAGCCAUGUGCCUUAUCGUUUUCAUGAUGGUCAUGGUGAUUGGAAACUUAGUGGUAUUGAAUCUGUUUUUGGCCUUGCUGCUGAGCUCAUUUAGUUCUGACAACCUCUCUGCAGUUGAAGAGGAUAAUGAAGUAAACAACCUACAGCUUGCUGUGUCCAGGAUUGAUAAAGGAAUAAAGUAUAUGAAAAAAGUGAUUCAUGAAAUCAUUCAAAAAGCUGUUUUUAGGAAGCAAGAGACUACAAGUGAAAUCAAGUGCCUGGAAGACGUGAACAUCAAAAAAGACAACUAUAUAUCCAACCGAACCUUGGCUGAAAUUAGCAAAGACCAAGAUUUCCACAAGGAUAAGGAUAGAACCAGUGGCUUUGGUAGCAGUAUGGAAAAGUGCAUGAUGGAUGAAAGUGACUGUCACUCAUUUAUUCACAACCCUAGCCUCACAGUAACUGUUCCGAUUGCCCUCGUAGAAUCCGAUUUUGAAAAUGUAAAUACUGAAGAGUUUAGCAGUGAGUCAGAUGUUGGCGGGAGUAAAGAGAAACUGAAUGGAUCCAGCUCCUCUGAGGGUAGCACAGUUGAUAUUGCUUUCCCUGAAGAAGGACUAGAGGCAGAAGCUGAGCCUAAAGCAUCAGAUGAACCAGAGGCCUGUUUUACAGAUGGGUGUAUACGGAGAUUCCCAUGCUGCUAUGUCAACGUAGAAUCUGGGAAAGGAAAAAUCUGGUGGAACAUCAGGAAAACCUGUUACAGGAUAGUAGAACACAGCUGGUUUGAGACUUUCAUUGUUUUCAUGAUUCUGCUCAGCAGUGGAGCUCUGGCUUUUGAAGACAUAUACAUUGAACAGCAGAAGACUAUCAAGAUCGUAUUAGAAUAUGCAGACAAGAUCUUCACGUACAUUUUCAUCCUAGAAAUGCUUCUAAAAUGGGUGGCAUACGGUUAUAAAGCAUAUUUCACUAAUGCCUGGUGCUGGUUGGAUUUCCUCAUUGUCGAUGUCUCAUUGGUCAGUUUGGUGGCCAAUGCUCUGGGGUACUCAGAGCUUGGUCCCAUUAAAUCCCUUCGGACACUGAGAGCUUUAAGACCUCUGAGAGCUUUAUCCCGGUUUGAAGGAAUGAGGGUGGUGGUGAAUGCACUGGUGGGAGCUAUUCCUUCCAUCAUGAAUGUGCUUCUGGUGUGUCUCAUAUUCUGGCUAAUCUUCAGCAUCAUGGGGGUAAAUCUGUUUGCCGGCAAGUUCUUUGAAUGUGUCAACACCACAACUGGUGUGAGAUUUCCCACAUCAGAAGUCAUGAAUAUGUCUGACUGCGAGCGACUAAUUAAAGGAAAUCCAGGUGACGUGCGAUGGAAAAAUGUGAAAGUAAACUUUGAUAAUGUUGGAGCUGGAUACCUUUCUCUGCUUCAAGUAGCCACAUUUAAAGGAUGGAUGGAUAUUAUGUAUGCAGCUGUUGAUUCAGUCGAUAUAAACAAACAGCCCAAGUAUGAAGAAAACCUCUAUAUGUAUAUUUACUUUGUCAUCUUCAUCAUCUUUGGGGCAUUCUUCACCCUGAACCUAUUCAUUGGUGUCAUCAUAGAUAAUUUCAACCAACAGAAAAAGAAGUUUGGAGGUCAAGACAUCUUUAUGACGGAGGAACAGAAAAAAUACUACAACGCAAUGAAAAAACUGGGAUCUAAGAAACCACAAAAACCUAUACCUCGACCAGGGAACCAACUCCAAGGAUUUAUCUUUGAUCUGGUGACAAAACAAGCUUUUGACAUCACCAUCAUGGUGCUCAUCUGCCUGAACAUGGUAACCAUGAUGGUGGAAACCGAUGACCAGAGUGAAUACAUGACUGACAUUUUGUACUGGAUCAACGUGGUAUUCAUCAUUCUGUUCACGGGAGAAUGUGUGCUGAAGCUGAUCUCCCUCCGCCAUUAUUACUUCACCAUUGGCUGGAAUAUCUUUGACUUUGUGGUUGUCAUUCUCUCCAUCGUAGGCAUGUUUCUAGCCGAGCUGAUAGAAAAAUACUUCGUGUCCCCGACCCUAUUCCGAGUGAUCCGUCUGGCCAGGAUCGGCCGGAUCCUGCGGCUCAUUAAAGGAGCCAAGGGGAUCCGCACGCUGCUCUUUGCCCUGAUGAUGUCACUGCCUGCCUUGUUUAACAUCGGCCUCCUGCUCUUCCUGGUCAUGUUCAUCUACGCGAUCUUUGGCAUGUCCAACUUCGCGUAUGUUAAAAAAGAAGCGGGGAUCAAUGACAUGUUCAACUUCGAAACCUUCGGCAACAGCAUGAUCUGCCUGUUCCAAAUCACCACCUCCGCCGGAUGGGACGGUUUGCUCGCGCCAAUCCUGAACAGCGGAGAGCCAGACUGUGACCCAAAUAAAGCAAACCCCGGUAGCUCAGUUAAAGGAGACUGUGGCAACCCCUCUGUUGGGAUUUUCUAUUUUGUCAGUUACAUUAUCAUAUCGUUUCUGGUGGUGGUGAACAUGUACAUCGCCGUCAUCCUGGAGAACUUCAGUGUGGCCACCGAAGAGAGUGCCGAGCCCCUGAGCGAGGAUGACUUUGAGAUGUUCUAUGAGGUGUGGGAGAAGUUUGACCCUGACGCAACCCAGUUCAUAGAGUACAGUAAACUCUCUGACUUUGCCGCGUCUCUGGAUCCCCCACUUCUCAUAGCCAAACCGAACAAAGUCCAGCUCAUCGCUAUGGACCUGCCCAUGGUCAGCGGGGACCGAAUUCACUGCCUUGAUAUCUUAUUCGCUUUCACCAAACGUGUUUUGGGUGAAGGUGGGGAGAUGGACAAUCUUCGCUUACAGAUGGAAGAAAGAUUUAUGGCAGCCAAUCCUUCCAAAGUCUCUUAUGAGCCAAUUACAACUACACUGAAAAGAAAACAAGAAGAGGUAUCAGCUACCGUCAUUCAAAAUGCAUAUAAGCGUUACCGCUUAAGGCAAAAUGUUAAAACUGCGCCCAUUGUAUUGAACAAGGAUGGUGGCGUUGAUCCCUCUAUUAAAGAAGAUAGAUUUUUCGACAAGCCUAAUGAAAUUUCGAUAGCAGAUGUGACCCCCUCCACCACGUCCCCACCUCCCUAUGACAGUGUAACAAAGCCAGACAAGGAAAAGUAUGAAAAAGACAAAUCGGAAAAGGAAGACAAAGGGAAAGAUGCCCGAGAAGGUAAAAAGUAAAAAAGAAACACAGAAUUCCAUUUGGUGAACAAUUGUUUACAGCCUGUGACGGUGAUCCAUUUGUGUCAAUGGGACUCCUCCAAGAGGUCUAUGCCAAACUGACUGUUUUUACAAACCUACUUACAGGUCAGAGUCUAUAACGAGACAGUGACCCCACAUCAGUAAAUCGUUACUCUCUGAGAAAGGGAGCCAACUGUAUGCUCUACUGGCCGAAGAGGAGAGAUAAAUGGCAAAUCAGAACGCAGGGAGCAUUGAUUAAACAAUACAAAAAUCUAAAACUUUUCUGCUUAAAAUAAA